CUCCUGUCUCCCUGGUCUCUUGAGGAGCCCGGGAAGGAGGCUCAGGCUCGCGCUGCCGGGGCAGGGGCUUGCCGGGACCGGGCUGCGGCAAUCGUUAGCGGGCCAUGUCGGCUGCCCAGGGCUGGGAUCGAAACCGCCGGCGGGGAGGAGGCGGAGGCGCGGCCGGCGGGGCUGGCGGGGCCGGCGGGGCCGGCGGGGGUAGCGGGGUCGGCAUGGCCGGCGGGGGUCGGGGCACCGGCCAGCUCAACCGAUUCGUGCAGCUCUCCGGAAGGCCGCACCUGCCAGGUAAGAAGAAAAUACGAUGGGACCCAGUUAGGAGACGCUUCAUUCAGUCCUGUCCCAUCAUAAGGAUCCCUAACAGGUUCUUGAGAGGCCACAGACCUCCCCCAGCCCGUAGUGGACAUCGCUGUGUGGCAGAUAAUACCAAUCUCUAUGUGUUUGGAGGGUAUAACCCAGACUAUGAUGAAUCAGGAGGGCCGGAUAAUGAAGACUAUCCUCUCUUCAGGGAGCUUUGGAGGUAUCAUUUUGCAACAGGCACAUGGCACCAGAUGGGGACAGAUGGCUACAUGCCCCGGGAAUUGGCAUCUAUGUCACUUGUGCUGCAUGGAAACAACCUGCUAGUGUUUGGAGGUACAGGCAUCCCGUUUGGUGAGAGCAAUGGCAAUGACGUCCAUGUCUGUAACGUGAAAUACAAGAGAUGGGCUUUACUCAGCUGUCGGGGGAAGAGACCCAGUCGUAUAUAUGGACAGGCUAUGGCCCUCAUCAAUGGUUCCCUUUAUGUCUUUGGGGGAACAACUGGCUAUAUCUACAGCACAGAUCUGCACAAGUUAGAUCUCAAUACCAUGGUGUGGACACAACUCAAACCAAACAACCUGUCCUGUGACCUGCCGGAGGAGAGGUACAGACAUGAAAUUGCUCAUGAUGGGCAGAGGAUUUACAUCUUGGGAGGAGGGACUUCCUGGACAGCCUAUUCCUUAAACAAGAUCCAUGCAUACAACCUUGAAACAAAUGUAUGGGAGGAGAUCGCAACAAAACCUCAUGAAAAAAUAGGUUUUCCUGCAGCCCGAAGAUGUCACAGCUGUGUUCAAAUAAAAAAUGAUGUUUUCAUUUGUGGGGGCUAUAAUGGAGAGGUGAUCCUGGGAGACAUCUGGAAGCUGAGUCUGCAGACUUUCCAGUGGGUGAAGCUCCCUGCUACCAUGCCAGAGCCUGUUUACUUUCACUGCGCAGCUGUUACCCCCGCUGGUUGCAUGUACAUUCACGGAGGAGUUGUGAACAUCCACGAAAACAAACGGACUGGGUCAUUGUUUAAGAUCUGGCUGGUGGUACCUAGCUUGCUGGAACUGGCAUGGGAGAAGCUGCUCGCGGCCUUCCCCAACCUAGCAAACCUCUCCCGAACACAGCUUCUGCACCUUGGACUAACACAGGACCUCAUCGAACGCUUGAAAUGAGGAUUCUGGACUGUUCAUUGAUACUGGAAGUGUUAAUUUAAAGAGACUCCUUUAUUUAUGGGCAGUGUAGAGUGUGCUACAAAGAGAAUUGGUUACCCUGAUCAAGGCCUUAUUCAGAAAAUACAUCAGAUGCCUUUCGUGAAUGGGUUUAAGUUUAUGGACAUCUCACUCUCUCAUGUGCUAUCUUCUUUGCUUCCCUCCCUCCUGCCCCAGUCUGCACCCCAUAUAUGCAUUCCCUCUUUCCUGAUGGAGCUGAGGGAACAUCUGAAAGUACCUUCAUGAUGUUAGGAAUCAAGAGAGAUAAAUUGUGUGUGUGUGUUGUUUUUUCCUUAUUUUAAAGAAAUUCUAAACAUAUUGACCAUGUCAGCUAAUACCACCUAUUAAAGCAUUAUCAUCAACAAACACCAAGUUUAAAAAGCCAGCAACAAGUGGUCUGGGAGAUAGAUCGAGAAGACUGACCUGGAUAAUCUUGCAGGUUGUUCUUAAAUUUGGAUGUUGAGUUAGUGUUUCUGAGAUGUGUCUGAGUGGCUGGACUCAGACAGCAGUGGUUGACUUGGUGCAAAGAUACCUAACCUUGACGAAAGGAGAGAGUUCCCCAGCGUUUGAUUAGUGAGCCCCUCAACCUGUUGAUGCCCCCGUGGUUAGCAUUGGCCUGCUGAGACUUGGCCUUGUGUGUCAGCGUCACGUGGUUGUUGUCUUUCAAAUUAAAUGUAUGGCGUCAAGUUCUUUCUAGGCAGUUGUGAACUUCCCCUGCGCUUACUACUGGCUUUAACUAUGUCGUUAACCUCUCCACGGGGAACUGUAGAUUCUAAGUGUGUGGUGUCAGUGUCAGAGGACAGUAGAGUAGAGCGUAGCACCUGCACCCUUCAGACUUAGCUUAGCUUCUGCUUGGGCGAUGGCCUUUGACUAUCAGAGCAGCCGUUUCCUUUUAAUCUCUGGACCACGUUCUUGCAUUUUCUCAAGCAGUUGGUCCCGGAGUCCCUCCUGAGCUUCUGACCCCCUUGCUGUCUGCUUCAGUGUACACGGUGCUGUAAUUGCCUAGUCAUUAGGUCAAAGGUCUUAGGGAAGAGCACAGCUUAUCCUCCUCAAGAAAGAAGCAAGUGGCCUUUGAAAACCAGCAGGAGGAAGGAGUGAGACAGGAUCAUUUGCCUCUUUUGUGAGAGCUUUGAGUUCUCGUCUGUUGUGUUUGGAAGGAAAGUGACCUAAGUUUUCACUUGUUUUGUCUUCAGACUGCUGGAAGAGUUGUGGGAGUUGCUAGUGUCAGCCUGUGGGUAUCUGUAGGGGUAGUCAAAAUACUGGAGGCCUGCAGGAGGGCGAGCCAGACCCUCCUGCAGGCCUGUUAGGGAGGAGACAUGUGCAGGAGAUUUGGAACACUAUUUUUCCUUUAAGUGCCUCUUUUUCACCUAGCUUUAACAUUAUUCUUUUUCUUUUCACCCAGAAGAGAUCUCUUUAGUUAGUGUGGAUUUAAAGUCACCUUUGAGUUACAGUUGAAAAGUUCCUGCCCAGUGUGCAGUCCUAGGGAGGUCUUUUGACUUCUCACCACAGGCCUUCUGCUCCAUCCGGGUGGGCUGUCAGUGGAGCCUUUGCUCACAGCCUGGAAGAAGCACUUAUCUGUGAGUUUGGGUCAUUUCUGAGGAAAUGGAGCUGCUCUUCUAGGGGUCCCAUCCCCCAAAUCUCACCAUUUCCUGUUGGUGUGGCUUUGACUUCUUACCAUCAGAGGAGCCCUCUCCAGAGUAAGUCAGCCUGAGCCACUUUGUGAGUUCAAAACUUUGUGACUCCAGGCCAGGUCUCUGGACCGUGGCGGAACUACAUCCCAAACUAAUAAGCCAUGUUUUCCAGGGUGACAGAUGGAUUUUUGUCAUUGGUUUAUAUAGGGACCAAAGACUGUUCAGCUUCUGUGCUUUGACUGCCAUGGUCCUUGGAAUACAAGAAGGCCUCUGGUUCUGUUACACCAGAAAGUUGUCAAGAGAGGGCUGAUUCAAGCCACACUUGCUGGCAUCCUUUUGAAGCCUUUUGAAGGCACUCUUCUUUGAGAUAGAUGCUGGAGGCCUGACAUCAGUGACUGGAUGUGUCUUUGAGGUCCAUGUUUGGUCCAAGUGUCUUUGAAUAGAACACCAGUGGAAAUGGUGCAGGGGGCAGCUGCGCUCCUGUGCACGUGUUCUGGGUGCCAAAUGACUGUAGGUGAGGACUUAGGAAGGUGACUGCGUUCUCCAAGGGUCGCCAGCAUUGUAGUUUCUCUAGAACCAGCACUUGGACUCCUAACCUGGAGCGGGAAAGGUGAUGGCGCCUGCUGCUCCUCUGCCUCUUUGAGGUAGGCCCCGCCAUCUUCCUGUGCCCUGGAAAUGGAAGUGCAAUACUUAGACAUGAGUGGUCUGGAUAGAUUAUGUAGAAGCAAUGACUGUAGAGAGCUCCACUACCGUUUGUCUUGGGCAAGUCAGCUUAUUGCUUUAGAGUAAAAGUAUGCCAAGGAUUUUCAGUGUGAUCAUAAGCCAACUUUUGGUAAAGCUGGAUUUUUUCAAGUCCAUGUUUUCCUAUUCUAGUUCAUAAAAAAUUGCUGUUCCUUGGUUUAUUAGAGUUGAGAUAUUUUUUUUUCCCAUUCCUGUUUGUAUUAUCUUCUGUUUGCAUGUCUUGCCCAGGAAUAAGGAAGUCCACUUGAAAGUGUUGCCCAAGUGGAGAAUUAAAACCUAAUAUUAAUACAGUUCUCCUACAUGUACACUAAUUUAUCUGGGAAUUUAAUACCUUAUUAAAUGAUGCCUCCAUCACGAUAAGGUAUUUCCCACUUCACAGAAAAACUGCAAACCAGUAUAUAAUAGAUUGAAGCUCUGCCUGCUUUUCAAGGCAAACCAAACCCUUUGCACUGGCAGGAAUCUUCUUUCAGGGCCUAAUGACUUGAUAUAAAUGCUUGCUUUAUAGCAUUCGUGUCCAGCACAGAGCUAGAUUUAAAAACUAUAUAUAUAAAAUGAAAAUAUUAACAUUUCUAGAUUAAAAAAGUAUGAGACAGUGACCUUUGGUUCUCCACAGUAGCACGAUGAAAGCACAACAGACAGUUGAAAUCCACAGAUAAAUCAGGGUUUCAACUCUUCUGUUCAACCAUUUCUUUACUUAUCUCCCUCUCUAGUCCUCUCCCACAGACAUCUCCUCUUCAAGGGACUGGUAGUUAGAAAGGACGGGCAGCUCAGAGAGGGCCUGGAGCCCGCCGCCACGCCAGUGCAGAGCUGCUGAGCGCUGCUGAGAAGCCAUAGCGUCUCCCUGGGCUGCGUGGGGCCCUGAGUAUGGUCUGCUGCUGCCGAGUUCUCUGCUGCCUCCUGACCAGAGAACUCUCAGUUCCUGUGGGGAGAAAAGGCGGUGUCUCACCGAAACGGGAAACGCCAUCAUCAGAACACAUCUCUUUGGCUUUUGACAAAGCUUGCUCUUCUGGUUCUUCCUUUGGAGUCACCUUCUCCAGUCUGAUAGGCUGGUGUUCAGGAAGGGCGCACUGUCCUCGUGGACUGUGUUGGUUUGGUCACCUCUAAAACCAGUUUGGUGGUCUGUGGUCUUAUGUGACACUUACACUCUGAUGUAGCACAGAAAGUCAUUUUCCCUUUUCUCCUUCCUUGUGUUCCGGGGUUGGGCUUCAGGGUGAAUGAGGGUUUAUUGUUAUAGCCAUGCAUUUCAGUGACUGGUUAGCAUAGGUGUAAAUUCCAUUGGUCCCCGGGUACCUUAGAACUCUGGAAGCAUAGGCAGGGCCUGAAGUGGGCUCGGUGGGGGUCUGGAACCUCCAUGCGUAGUCUCCCUUCUAAGUCUGUGAGAUUUGGAAGAAAAAAAAUCUCCCCUUGUCUAGUGUCCUCAACAGAAGUUCUGAGUUGUGCUUCAAAGGUAGUGCCAUCUUCUUGGUGUACUUCCCACGUUGUUAUUUUUUUUAAACUUUUGAGAAGUUUUUUGAAGGCCCCGCUUAGUCUGCACAGGCCGAGUCAGAGGCAGUUUUCAGAGACAAGGCCACUUUCACUAAGUAUAGUGAUUGCUGUUGUACUAGUUCCACCGCAGCAGCGGGAAGAGAAGGAGGCAGCGGAGAGCACACUGACUGGUGGAGUCUCCAGGGAGAGUGCAGGCAUCUCCCUGGAGAGACUGGAGGAUAGGCUAGAAAGGAAGGAAGGCCUCUCUUUGGAGCUGCUCUGAGGCUGGGCCAGGCUGGCUCGUCCGUCCUGCAGUUGCGAGGCCGUACACAGUGCUUGCCUUACUUUAAAGCUAUUGCCACAGUCCUGUGAAAUAGUGUGGAUGUCCUUUUGCAGUCUGGUGUGCAUGCCAUGUGAUCAGGACCGCUUUUCCACCUCCCCUGGUUUCCUACAAGCAAGUAAAUCUACCCUGAAAUGUCCAGUCUGUACUUACGUACCUUGUCAGUGUUCCCUGUUGGUUUUCUAAAACAAGCUGAUCAAUAAAUCUCUACACAUACUUGGUCCAAGUC
Messenger RNA from Peromyscus californicus insignis, 5889 nucleotides. RefSeq names its product kelch domain containing 10 (gene Klhdc10). Lineage: Eukaryota; Metazoa; Chordata; Mammalia; Rodentia; Cricetidae. The record is from RefSeq and is a predicted model, not a curated record. The coding region runs from base 105 to 1448 and encodes 447 amino acids. Gene Ontology annotation, molecular function: protein binding. Gene Ontology annotation, biological process: positive regulation of stress-activated MAPK cascade. The transcript is spliced from 10 exons.